GCUAAUUUAUUAUUUGUUUACUUUUUUUGACAGUAACCUAGUCUCGAUAGUUAUAAUGCGUGUGCAAUGUACAGAUAUUUUGUUUUUAAAUUAUACAUAGUAUUUUAUAUUUUGUAAUUAUACUCUUAUUUGUUUAUUUCUUUAAAAAUAUUUUAUAAAUCUAUUGAUUACUUCCGCUAUGUUGUGAAUUGCAAAGUUAUGGAAAUCUGUGGAGCUUUUCAAAACAGAGUUUGUUUAUUUCUCUGUGCCUGUUUAUCGGGUAUAUUAUUUGCAUUAGUGUGGCGAAAAUACGAGCAAACUGUUCAAUUUUCUUCCCUUCGUACACAUUUCUCCUUAUCUUUAAGAGACUCAAAUUAUAAGGACUGGAUUAAAAAUCAAAACCUUUCCAAAAUACGGAUUUCAGAAGAAAUAUUAAGGUAUGGUGAGAAAGAUGACAAACACAGGCUCGAAAGUUCUUUUCUGUAUAAAAACACUCGAGUUUUGUGUCUCAUAUUUGUUAAUUCUCAUAAAGGUGCAGAUGCUGUGAAGAGCACAUGGGCAAAACACUGCAAUGUUGUUACCUUUUUUGGAAGAUUUGUAGAUAAUAAUAUACCUGUGAUGAAAAUACCACCUGUUACUUCAUUUGAAGGUUUUUGCUACGCAUUUACUCAUAUAUAUCAAAAAUAUAAUGGCCUUUAUGAUUGGAUUCUAAUUGCUGAUGACUAUACUUAUGCUAUUGUUGAAAAUUUACGUUAUUAUGUGGCACCCUUGAAUUCUUCAAAUUCUUUCUACCUGGGACAUCCCGUGAAAGACUUUUCAAAUUUGUAUAAUAUAGGUUCGGCAGGGAUUGUGUUAAGUAGAGGAAGUGCUUCUUUGCUCAGUUCUGUAUAUGCAAAUGCCAAAGAUUGCAUAAAUAGAAACUCUCCCUCUUGGUAUUUUGAUCAAUCUCUGGGGAAAAUUUUUUAUGGUUUCAGUGUUCAUCCAGUUGAUACAAGAGAUGCUGAUUUAAGAGGACGUUUCAAUCCUUUCUCAGUAGAAACAAUGCUGAUACCUGGAUCCAUAUCAGUGUUCAGUUCAUACUGGAGAACUAGUGCUUUUUUAAGUGAAGAGGGGUUUCAUUGUUGCAGUGAUAGGGCUAUCACAUUCCAUGGAUUACUUCCGGGAAAAAUGUAUUUAAUGGAAUACCUGCAAUACCAUUUGGAUGUGUUUAGGAACAGUUUUCAAGGUCUUGGAAAUCAUCCUAAAGACAGUGAAGAGAAUCGAAAAUCAAAUGAAAUUCCUGAUGAAAUGGAACAAGUUGGAGAACCUUUUGUGAAACUUUUAGAUCACGAUUGGGUACGUUCGGGUAAAAGGCAUAGAUCUGAUAAAAAAGUUGAGAGAAAUUUGUGGAAUGAUAUUUUUGGAAGCUAGCUUUUACAAGAUGCUUUCAUGGAAAAUAAAGCAUAAUCAUCUGUGUAAAAUACUCCAGAAAAGUGAUAAUCCAGCAUCAUUUUGAAACCUUAGUCAACUAAACUUUCAAUAAAAAAUAUUUUUAUACUAUUUUUUUAAGUUGUUAAUUUGGGAUAUAUUAUGUCUUAUUCCAAAGUUGAAAACGCAUUUCUGGCGAGUGUGCAAAGUUUAUUUUUAAUGCUAUCUACUUAACUUUUAAAUGCUUAUUAAAAAUCUAAAAUAUCAUUAUAAGCAGAGCUAUUUAAUCUAAUAAAAAAUGAUGUAUAAUUAAAAUUUAUGUAUCGUAACAUUGUGGAUUUAACUUUCACUAUAUUUUUUUAAGGUCAUGCUUAAAAUAUAUUAAUCCUAAAUAUAUAUUUUUUUAAUAUUAUUAAAAUUUUUAAGAAUAAGGCGGGUGUUAAACAUAUGGAUUCAUAUUAGAACUUUUUAAAGCACCAUAUAUAAAUAAACUAAUACUAAAUAUUUUAGGAACAAGAAGCCUCUCCACAUUAGGACAUUUAUGAGGCUUUAUGAGCCUGAUGAGGGGAGGCUCAUUCUAUCUCAAAGCUUUAGUUUUCUACUUUAGGUAUAUAAAGAAAUUUUAAUGAAACCCAGAUUAAAAUUUGAUUAUCCCAACUGCUACUCCACUUCAGAACAUCAUGAUAAAAAUCUUUUAUUAUUAAAAUUUAUUAUUUUUUUUUAGAAACACUGGAUCUUAACUAUUAGGAGAAUCUUUAAAUAAAACAUGAUUUUUUUUUCGAAAAAAAUCAUUAUAUUUAAUGUGUACACUUUAUUUGGAACAAUUUUGUUUGCAUAAUAAUUACACAUGCAAUUAUUUUAUAUGAAAUCGGAAUUCUAUUUAAUAAAAAAAUUAUUUAUGUAUACUUAAUGUUUGUUUAGUUUUUUAUUAACAGUUAUAUGAUCAUUAAGGAUUAAAAUUCAAUUUGUUUAGUUUUUACUUACAAAUGUUCUUGAUUUUAAUUAGAGGCAGCUACAUUAUUCAUAUUUGGAAUAACUAUUGAUAAAAUUUUUGUUUAUGUAUGUGUGUUUUGAAAAGCAUUUUCAUUUGUAUAAAGAUAGUUAACAUAUUGCUGCAAUCUUUCUUUUGGGACAAUAAGUGGCUUGUUAAUAUUGCACUUCAUUUGUUUUCAUUUUUGUACCAAUAUAAUGCAUUUAACUUUACUAUGGUUUUUUAGUCUUAUUGUAAAUAAUAUGUACCCAAAAUUAUCUGUGAUGAGAAAUACUUAAAUUGCAAGUGAUAUUUAAAAUCAAAACUUUUUUUAUGAUAGAUUUUAAUAUUUUUUUAUAAAAUGAAUUACUGAAAAAAAUCUUCUUAUAAUUUAUUUUCAUGUCUUCUUAUGAUUUGUUUUCAAACAGGCUUUUAAAUUUUGGUAUUGCUAAAAUUGAAAGUUUUCAUGUUUAUUUAUUUUUAUUUUGUUUUACACUUUAGGACAAAGCAAAAGGCUUAAUUUUUUCUUACAUUGUGCAUCUUAAAAGGCUUAAGUUUUUCUUACAUCUUCAAAUAAAAGUAGUUUUUUUUUAACUAUAUAAGCUCAGUCAUACACCCAAUUUCAAUCAAAACCAAACAUUGCUUUUUUUUUAAAACUUUGAUCAGUAGCAAGUAGUUCUAAGUAAAAGCUGCUGUAAACUUUAUAUAAACCAUUAGUUAAUAAAUAUAUAUUUAUUAUACAAAUAUCAUUGCAUUCAAAAUUUUGCUAGCUUAAAUAGUUUUGACACUUUUCAAUAUUUAUGUCAACUUAAAAAAUUGGGUUUGUGCAAGAGUUUUUAAGAAAAUAAGAUAAAAAGGUUCACAUUUAUUUCUCUCUCUCUCUCUUUUUUCUUUUAGAUUACUAGACAUUCUUUAUUUUAAAAAUGAAAAGUAGUCCAUAUUUAAAAUAAUGUUAUGCUGUAUAGACCAGUUUGGGAUUGUUAAGAUUUUUUAUGAAAAUAAAUUUAUUGUGAUUA
Messenger RNA from Parasteatoda tepidariorum (common house spider), 3372 nucleotides. Its product is annotated as glycoprotein-N-acetylgalactosamine 3-beta-galactosyltransferase 1. The record is from RefSeq and is a predicted model, not a curated record. Gene Ontology annotation, molecular function: N-acetylgalactosaminide beta-1,3-galactosyltransferase activity. Lineage: Eukaryota; Metazoa; Arthropoda; Arachnida; Araneae; Theridiidae.